AUGGCGAAGGUUACUACCAAACCAAAGACAGCGGCUGGCAAGUCGGCUGCAAAACUGUCGAAGAAAGUAAUUAAGGGCUCACAUGGAAAGGUGCUGAAGAUUCGCACGAAGGUGCACUUUUACAAGCCCAAAACCCUUAAGCUUGCCCGCUCCCCACUUUACGCACGCAAGGCCGUACCGUCGCGCAACAAGCUCGAUAAGUACCGCAUCAUCAAGGCUCCGCUUACCACUGAGUCUGCUAUGAAAAAAAUUGAGGACAACAACACUCUCGUCUUUCUCGUGGACUUGCUGGCGAAUAAGCGUCAGAUCAAGGACGCUGUGAAGCAGCUUUACAACAUCAAGGUCGCUAAGGUCAACACCCUCAUCAGGCCCGAUGGUCAGAAGAAGGCAUAUGUGCGCCUUACUGCAGACUACGACGCUCUGGACGUGGCUAACCGAAUUGGUGUAAUCUAA
Plasmopara halstedii is the source of this 453-nucleotide messenger RNA. Its product is annotated as 60s ribosomal protein l23a. Gene Ontology annotation, molecular function: rRNA binding; structural constituent of ribosome. Gene Ontology annotation, cellular component: ribosome; cytosolic large ribosomal subunit. The record is from RefSeq and is a predicted model, not a curated record. The coding region runs from base 1 to 453 and encodes 150 amino acids. Gene Ontology annotation, biological process: ribosomal large subunit assembly; translation. The transcript has 2 exons. NCBI's taxonomy places the organism in Eukaryota, Oomycota, Peronosporomycetes, Peronosporales, Peronosporaceae.